CGGGGGGCGGACGGGCCGGUUCGGUUCGCUAAGAGUCCCUGCGGGCACCGACCGCGCCUCCCGCCGCGCCCCGCGCGCCCUCGCUUCGCCGGCGCCUCUCGGGGGGGACUCCUUUUUAUACCUCUCCCUCCCUCCCCCCCCUUUUUAAAUCUUCCCGUUUCCCCCUCCCCGCCCGCCUCUUCCGGCCGGUUUUCCAGGCUGUUUCCGGCUGGUUUUUCGGGCGGUGGUUUGUAUCUUUAUUAUUUUUUUUUUUUUGUGGCGGGGAGAGGGGGCGGUCGGCGAGAGAUGCUGGAGGUGGCGGCGGUGCCGGCGGGGGCCGCCGCGGGCGGGUCGGAGCAGCGCGGGAGCCGCUUCAGCGUCCUGACGUGGGAGCAGGUGCAGCGGCUGGACCAGAUCCUGGGGGAGGCUGUGCCCAUCCACGGCCGGGGCAACUUCCCCACGCUGUCCGUGCGGCCCCGCACCAUCGUCCAGGUUGUCCGUAGCCGCCUGGAGAAGAAAGGAAUCACAGUCCAUAACGUCAGGUUGAACGGCUCAGCAGCCAGUCACGUUCUGCAUCAAGACAGUGGCUUGGGGUACAAAGACCUGGACCUCAUUUUCGGUGUGGACCUGAAGACAGAAGACGUUUUCCAGCUCGUCAAAGACGUGGUCAUGGAUUGCCUGCUCGACUUCCUCCCCGAGGGGGUCAACAAGGACAAGAUCACCCCCAUGACUCUGAAGGAGGCCUAUGUGCAGAAGCUGGUGAAGGUGUGCAACGAGACCGACCGCUGGAGCCUCAUCUCGCUCUCCAACAACAGCGGGAAGAACGUGGAGCUCAAAUUCGUGGACUCCCUCCGGCGGCAGUUCGAGUUCAGCGUGGACUCCUUCCAGAUCAUCCUGGACUCGCUCCUGCUCUUCGGGGAGUGCUCGGAGAACCCCAUGGCCGAGAACUUCCACCCCACGGUCACCGGGGAGAGCAUGUACGGGGACUUCGAGGAGGCCAUGGACCACCUGCGGAACAGGGUCAUCGCCACCAGGAACCCCGAGGAGAUCAGGGGAGGGGGGCUCCUGAAGUACUGCAACCUCCUGGUGAGGGGGUUUAAGCCCAAGUCGGAGGUGGAUAUGAAGGCACUACAGAGGUACAUGUGCUCCAGGUUUUUCAUAGACUUCUCUGACAUCGGCGAGCAGCUGAGGAAGCUGGAAUGUUACCUCCAGAGCCACUUUGUUGGGAUGGAGAGCAACAGAUAUGACUAUUUGAUGACCCUCCACAGGGUGGUCAAUGAGAGCACAGUCUGCCUCAUGGGACACGAGAGGAGGCAGACCCUGAACCUCAUUGCCAUGCUGGCUGUGAGGGUCCUGGCUGAGCAGAACAUCAUCCCCACCGUCACAAACGUUACCUGCUACUACCAGCCAGCCCCUUAUGUCAGUGAAAUAAACUUCAACUACUAUGUCACCCACGUGCAGCCCUUCCUGCCUUGCAAUCAGUCCUACCCAACGUGGCUUCCCUGUAACUGAGCCAGGACAAACGUCAGGGUCUGUCCUCCAAGUGCAGGAGGUGUUAUGGGUGUGCAAACUUGUGGUUUCUGCCAACAGAAGCCCGAGUGGCUAAUUCCUUUGAAGGACCAAAGAAUCCUGUUUAAGUGCCUGUAACAAUAUAAACACAACUGUACUGUAAACCUUUAUUAUUUUUGCAGGGGCUGAUGUCCCAAGAGCUUGAGUGGGGAAUGUCUGAAGAGGAAAAUGUUUCUGUUGCGGGGUGGGGAGGGUCGUGAGAUCAUUUCUAGUAACCUGGCUGAGGUUCUGUGUCGCUGAGGUUUGUUGUGUGUGGUUUUUUUUUUUCUUCUGGCAUGACUUGCUGCCUAUGAAGGACCAGCUGGAGCAAAGAGCUGUCAAAGUGGGGCUGCAUAAACCAGGGAGGUAUUGGAAUGGCUAAGUGUAAAUGCCUGAAACUGGGAACAGUGGGGAAGGGGGGGAGUGCAUGGUGGAAAAUGCUGUGCAGAGCUUUCUGGAAAAAGAGGCAGCAGGGACCUGGAUACGAAUUCCUUCAAGCUCCCAAGUCUGCAGUGCCAAAACAUGGCUGUGUUCCUAAAUGGCGAGGCAGAUGAUCUGUCCAGGAGCCUGCCCCAGGCUGCUGUACCUAAUCCUGUAUUUUCUAGGGGAAUUUGAAAUGCUGCUCUUCCUAUUUUUUUUUUUUUUUUUUUUUUUUUUUUUUUUUUGGCAUGCAGUGUGGUUUUAAUGCACAAAGCCAGAGGCCAGCUGGGUUAUGGGGGAAGAUGAGGCUUGUCAUUUUGAAGCACAAACCACCCAGUUGAGUAGUCAGUUGUUUCCAGCUGUUGCUGGAGCCUGUGUCCUCCGAGGAGAUGGGCAGAGCUCUUCCAGUCUGGAGAUCUUCCCUUGGGCAGGUCCUAUCUUCCAAAGCAGCCUGUUCCCAGCUAUGUGAUUCCAUCAGCAUUUGAAAUUCAUUCUCUAGCUAGAA
Molecule: messenger RNA, 2452 nt
Organism: Myiozetetes cayanensis
Lineage: Eukaryota; Metazoa; Chordata; Aves; Passeriformes; Tyrannidae
Gene: TENT5B
Product: terminal nucleotidyltransferase 5B
Exons: 3
Coding region: 286-1491 (401 amino acids)
Biological process (GO): mRNA stabilization
Molecular function (GO): RNA binding; poly(A) RNA polymerase activity
Source: RefSeq, a predicted model, not a curated record